UGAGCAUCCUGCGAGCAAAACCUCACUUUGCCGGGUAAGUAGAUAAUCCAUCCACGACCCCCACACCCCCCACUGAAUGACACCAAGUGUGUGCGGUACGCGAAGAUCUGUCGGCUGACAAGACAAAGCACUGCUCUUCACUUCACGUGCAGCAGCGGACCCACCUCAUAUAGCCACAUGCACAUGAAACAAAGUCCGUGCACAAUCUCAUCCACAGAUCCUGCAGCAUGUGGAGAUUAAGAUAAGUACACAACCUCGUAGGUAUCAGUCGCUCUGUCAUCGAUCGUAUGCAUGCAUCCGAUGCAUCCGUCCAUUGCAUUCUCCCGCUCAGGGAAAAAAACGCCCAGGUCACAGCACUGUGGUUGAGUCCCAGCAGAAUCUCCUUGAUGCUGACUGCUGCAGGCCAUCCAGCACACCCAUCUGCGCCUCACUCAAACGGAAAUCAUACACCUGAGGUCACAUGUGCACCACCACACACGCGAAUGAACGAAACGUAGACAAAGGCGCCUCUCCGUGCACACCUGCAGGUUGCCGCGAAUGCGGUCUGUGUGUGCGCUUCGCGGUAUGACGGGAACUCCAUGCUGCAAACUCCACCUCAGCAGCACCUGCGCAGGAGUGCGAUGGCACUCAGAGGCGACGCGCAACACAGCUGGAUGGGUCAGGAGAGCCGAGUCGCCUGACCCAAGUGACGCAUACCUGCACACACAACAGACAGACACAUGAACCAAAGCGUGACAUACCGUGCAGUGCAGUCUGGAUGCGGCCGUGUCUGUCUGCGUACCCCUGAAUGACCAGUGGAGCGAAGGCAGGCGCGUCAGCGCCGCUGGUCUUGUCCCUCGGGGGCAGCCACGCGAGGAGGUCGCGGCGAAGGCAAAACGGGUGAAACUCUACCUGAACAAACCAAAAGUGAUAGACACAGGUACCGACUAACUCAUUUUGCCUUGUCUGAUUGAUGGACAUGUACCUGGUUGACUGCCGGUGGGAUGCCUAUCCCGUCCUCAUAAAGCGCAUCUAGUGGGUGGAAGCGACGCAGGCAGAUCAUACCAUGAAAAUAGCAACCAACACAUGUGCGGUGCGCACCGCACGCCAUUUGUGUGUGUGUACCGUACCAAGGUGGGAUGGGUUGAAGUUUGACACACCGAUGGCACGCACCUUGUUGUCACGACACAGACACUCCAAAGCCUGACGGUAGAAGCCAUGACUGGGCGAUCGGGGGGUCCAUCCCUUUCCUUGAUAAGUGGCUAACCUUCCAGCUCUCAUGGCGUGCCUUCCGAUGCACUGCGUCCAUGUGCUGCCUCUGAGGACACGACGGGCGCAAAAGGCAGCCGUGAGGCGUCGUAAAUGGCAUACGUGGACACGUGACAGCCCCCAGCACUCAUCGCGUGUGUGUCACCUUGGCCACGCCGGGCCAGUGCAGCAGGUAGAGGUCCAGCUGCUCAACGCCCAGCCGUCUCAAGCUCUGCAGGCAGGCCGCGUAGGUCUUGUCAAAGCCCUGAACACAAGACACGACCACACAAACAUACAUUAGGACCUCACCUCAGUGACUGGCGUGGCGUGAAUCUCCCGCGUACAGUACCAUCUCGUAUGGCGAUGCCUUGCUGGUGAUACACACAUGCUCACCACCAUGACGCGACCGCCAUCGACUCAGCGCAGCCCUGCAUACAACACCAACAGAGGAGAACCAAACACGUAUCCAAUUCACGACUCAUGAGUGCCACUGCUUACUUGACAUGUUCUUCAUUCUUGUAGAUGGAUGCCGUGUCGAUAAGGCGAUAGCCGCACUCUAGGGCGGCCUCCACCGCCACCUCGCAUUCAUGGCCCUGCAGCCGAUACGUGCCGAAACCGACUCGCGGCAUUUCGAUGCCUUCCCCGAUGCAAACUGUCUUCCUUUCGUCCAUCCUGUGUCUUGUCGGAUAAAUAGCGUGCUCAGGUUGCUCGUAGAGUAGUUGAUGACCAAGCAGAUGGAGUCAGAGUCUUUUCGCUUUGGAAAGACCCAGUGUGCCUAACGCUAUGGCGUUGGGCUUCCGCUAGAAUAGUAGGCUCCGUUUCACGAAGCUACCUAAGAAAGCGGGUAUCUCCCUG
Messenger RNA from Vitrella brassicaformis, 2082 nucleotides. The record is from the annotation of a GenBank genome assembly. NCBI's taxonomy places the organism in Eukaryota, Vitrellaceae.